Anopheles funestus (African malaria mosquito) is the source of this 1793-nucleotide messenger RNA. RefSeq names its product tRNA pseudouridine(38/39) synthase. Gene Ontology annotation, molecular function: pseudouridine synthase activity; RNA binding. Lineage: Eukaryota; Metazoa; Arthropoda; Insecta; Diptera; Culicidae. The record is from RefSeq and is a predicted model, not a curated record. Gene Ontology annotation, cellular component: nucleus; cytoplasm. Gene Ontology annotation, biological process: mRNA pseudouridine synthesis; tRNA pseudouridine synthesis. Bases 94 to 1503 code for a protein of 469 amino acids. The transcript has 6 exons.
CGGCAUGUAGAUUGUUUAUGUGGUUUGUUUCGUAAACAUUCGCUCUCGUUGCAAUCGCACUUGCUUUUAUUUGGCCUGUUUUCUGCAAGAAAUAUGGAAGUAAAAGUGAAUAAAAAAGAGAAAUGCACAACAGAAGAUGAACUACAAUCGCUUUCUAAAGAAGAGUUAAUAGAUAAAAUCAAACAGCUUGAAUUACACAAAACACAACUAAAACAUAUUCUAAGCAGAUUUCAACAAACUCUUAUAGAAGAUAAUGAAGGCAAGCAGAAAAAGAAAAAUCGACCGUUCGAUUUUAGCAAGUGCUACAAACGGCACAUUAUGUUACGAUUUUAUUAUCUCGGUUGGGACUAUCAGGGUUUUGCAACGCAGGAAGAUUCCAUUGAAACGAUAGAGUAUCACUUGUUUGCUGCACUGAAGAAAGUAUGUCUGAUCGAGAGUCGUGAAACUUCGAACUAUAAUCGCUGCGGACGUACCGAUAAGGGUGUAAGCGCCUUUCAUCAGGUGAUAAGUUUGGAUGUUCGCUCAAAGUUUCGACCGGAAGAGCAGCUACAGGAGAGCUGCCUAGCGGCCGAGCUUGAUUACUGUUCGAUGCUUAACCGGGUGUUGCCGAACGAUAUUCGUUGCCUUGCCUGGAUGCCGAUGGUAAAUCCUGCGUACAGUGCACGCUUCGAUUGUCGUUCGAGGACGUACCGAUAUUUCUUUCCGCGAGGAAAUCUGAAUAUAGCUGCGAUGGAGGAAGCCACUCGCUAUCUGGUGGGAGCAAAUGAUUUCCGAAAUCUAUGCAAAAUGGACGUUGGAAAUGGAGUAGUUAACUUCGUGAGAAGCAUCGAUACAGUUUGCAUACGGUCGUGCCAGGUGGAUGGUAAGAGCGAUGCAAGUUAUGACAUGUUGUACGUCGAGCUAAAAGGUAAAGCAUUCCUAUGGCAUCAGGUACGAUGUAUUAUGGCUGUGUUGUUGCUGGUAGGAGAGGGAAAGGAAGAACCGUCGGUAGUUAAAGAAUUGCUAGAUGUUCAGAAAAAUCCCUGCAAACCACAGUACAGUAUGGCAAAUUAUGUGCCGUUAAAUCUGUACGAAUGUCUGUUUAACGAGAAAAGCAUUCAAUCUACCGGUGAGGAACAGGUGGCAUCAGAUGGUGGAAGCGACUUACGGGAAUGGAUCUACAAUGAUGAAAAUUUGCGACGAACAAUAUCCGAGUUACAGGGGUUGUGGACGAAACAAAGUGUGAAAGCAACAAUGAUUCGGGAGAUGUUGAAGACGUUGCAAGAUAAAUGCGCAGGACAUCGUCCAAUUUCGGAUCAAGCUGUACUUUUAACGGAAGGUGUAAGAAGUAAAGAAUAUUGUCCUUUACUUCAACGAAAACGAUGUGAAAGCCUGGAGAACCGCAUCGAACACUAUGCCAAGAAGCGACGCAUCGAGAUUAUCGUUAAAUCAAACGACAGUAACGCGGGCGGAAGUAAUGAACCAAUCCAGCAAGGUGAAGGCAUCAAUACCGACGACUGCUAAAACGUUGCAAGAUAAAUACGUGGGAGAUCGUCCCAUUUCUUAUCAAGCAGUACUUUCGAGGGAAGGUGUAGAAAGAAAUUUUGCCCUUUACUUUAACGACAACAAUGUGAUAGCCUAGAGAAUUGCAUCAAACACUAUGCCAAGAAGCGACGCAUCGAGGUUAGCAUUAAAUCAAACGACAGCAAUGCGGACGGAAGCGACGAACCGGUGCAACACGAUGAAGGCAUCAAUAAUGACGCUUAUGUAGAUCACAGUGUGACGAGAAUAGAGAAUUAGCUAGCCUAGCAAAC